Molecule: messenger RNA, 1608 nt
Organism: Lathyrus oleraceus (garden pea)
Lineage: Eukaryota; Viridiplantae; Streptophyta; Magnoliopsida; Fabales; Fabaceae
Exons: 8
Coding region: 1-1608 (535 amino acids)
Molecular function (GO): DNA-binding transcription factor activity
Source: RefSeq, a predicted model, not a curated record
AUGGAAGAUCUCAGGUAUGAAUUCAAUGACCCCUAUGAAUGUUCCAUUGAUCCAAGUUUCUUCAUUAUGAGUAACCCUACACUAGACGAUUUAGCCAUUAACAUUGGACCCACUUCAAUGUCCCAAGAAAAUCCAACCAAUUUAUCCAUUAAUAACAAUAAUCUAACCUACCAGAAUCACCAUGCAGUAUUUCAACAGGAACAUAGUACUAACUUUAAUGAUCAUUUUUCCUCUCCACUAUUCCAACAAAAUCACCAUGGUAGUAAUACUAAUAAUGAUCCAUUUAAUUACACUACAAUGUCUCAAGAAAAUCACCAUGAUAGUGUCAGUGAUUCAUUUUUCGAUGGAAUGCCACAACAAAUGCAUGAGGAUCAACGAAUUCAACCGGUAAAUCAGAUUCCGAUUUUGCCGAACCAAACCGAUGCAAUGACACUUGAUCAAUGGCCACCCGCACCAAUCCCAUAUUUUUGCAGUUGUUGUCAAGUUCUCAGAGAAAUCAUACAUGCUAAUGGUGUUCAAUUUGAAAAGCUUGAGAUUCAUGGAAGGCUAGGUUUGAUUACACAUGCAAUUCAUCAUCAGACACCUGUUAAUGGAAACCCACCAAUCAACCAAAUGAUUGAUUUUAGCAUGAGAAACCUUGAUGAAAUAAAGAAAUUUCUGGCGCAAUACUGCAUGGAUCGUAUUUUAGCAGGAUAUUUUAUUCUACAAGAUCCCUUGUCUUCAUAUUACGAGACUCUUUGCACUGGACUGGAUUGGAUUGAAGAUUUUAACAUUGAGGGUCUUGAUAAUAAUAAUCAAAAUAAUUCAGAUGAGAUGGUAGAACAAGAGCAAAUGUGUGAGAAUGGAACCCCUACCAUAACAGUUGAUAAAAAGGACCUAUCAGAACAGAGAAAAAAAGCGGGAAAAUUGACAUUGAGUGAUUUAUGCGAUCAUUUUCAUCUACCUAUUGAGGAAGCAUCGGAAAAGGUGGACUUCUGUCCAACAGUUCUCAAGAAAACAUGCCGCAAAGCAGGAUUAACAAGAUGGCCUCACAGAAAGGUGAAAAGCCUUUUGAAGCAGAUAGCGUUGCUAGAAAGUCAGUUGGAAAGACGAGAUGCGGCGACAAGGGGAAGGAGUGAAAGGGAUAUUAGCGAGCUUAAGGAAGAAAUGAUUAGGCAUUGUGGUGGACUUAUACCAACGGCCAUGUAUAACAUCGCUGCCUUCUUGCCACCGCAACAUCAGCAACUUAGGCUUCUCGAAGUUGGCAUUUCCUUUGACACAGUUAACUCUAAAUGGUCAAGCUUAUAUUUGGGAUGUGCAUUUUUAAGAGAGUUUUCAAGAACUCAAGAGGAAGUUGACGUCUGCUCCAGUUUUGAUUUUGUCGAGUUCAGAUUUGAAGUGUUCAGUGGUCACGGGAGUUUGAAGUUCUUGUUCGAUCAUAAGGAGUUGAAUAUGAGACAGAGGAGAUGGCUUGAAUUUUUGAAGGACUGUGAUUUUUGCUUGAGUUACCAUCUUGGUAAAGAUGGAGAAGACAUUGAUGACUUUGAAGAAAUAAUGAAAGAAUUUGACACUGAUGACAAGAUGCAGCAAGCGUCUAAUGAUUUUGAAGAUGAUGGUGAUGAUGACUGA